CCUACAAUGUGUACAUAAUAUCUUCAACUCCACCUAUUCCCGUCUUUAUUCCUUCUUCCAAAUACUAGCCGGAGAAGAGGAACAGGUUAAGCAAGCAGCGAUCCGAAAGGCCAUCCCUGCUUUCGGUUCCAGGAAAGAGAAAGAUAGUGAGUCUUCAAUUAUGCAAUCUCACGGGAGGUCUCUCUGUUGUUUUCUUUCCUGGAAUCGGUUUCCCUUUGAGCUUUGAUUUUCCCGGGGAAAUUUCUAAGUGGAUCUGAUAAGGCUUUCGUGGGUCUUUCUUGUAUUGAAUGACAUGGGUGGUUGUCUUGGUCGCUAUACCAAGCCAACAAUAACUACCUCAUUGGAUACACAAUCAAAAGGAGUGCAGAUUCAAGGUCAGAAGGUGAAAAAGCCUAACAUAUCAGAGGAUUUCUGGACCACCAGUACGUGGGAUAUGGACAACAGUGCAGUUCAGUCGCAAGGAAGCUUAUCAUCAAUCAGUACAACCAAUCAAAUUCUGGAUUUGCAUGGUGUUGCUGGAAAUGCUAACACCCCUUCUGAAUUUGUAAAUCAUGGUCUUCUUCUCUGGAAUCAGACUAGGCAGCGUUGGGUAGGAAGUAAGAGAUCCGAGAACAGGGUUCAACAGACACGAGAACCCAAAUUAAGUUGGAAUGCAUCGUAUGAAAGUUUGCUUGGGAGCAACAAGCCAUUCCCUCAGCCUAUACCGCUUGUUGAAAUGGUAGAUUUUCUCGUGGACAUCUGGGAGCAGGAGGGAUUAUAUGAUUGAGCAGCAGAAGUGUUUAUCUGUUAAAAGGUUUUUGAGAUAUCAAAACCCGUCAUGGCUGUUCUAACAUUCAAGUUGCUUCCAUGGUAAGGGGUGGGGGUGAUUUGAGCAAAUUGCGGCUUUUAUAUCAACAGAAACAUCAUCGAUAAUUCAGGCCUUUUAGACAUGCUUGUAUUACAUUUAAUUCAAAUUAUGGCACCGGCAUUCUUGGGGGCAAGUUUUACAAAAUUUAUGAAACUUUGUCAACACUGACUCGAAUGCUACCAGCACUUGCAAGUUAGGGCUUGUGAUAAAUUCCCUCCUCCCUUUUUCUCUUAAAAUAAAUCUCAUGAGUUAUUACCU
Molecule: messenger RNA, 1105 nt
Organism: Juglans microcarpa x Juglans regia
Lineage: Eukaryota; Viridiplantae; Streptophyta; Magnoliopsida; Fagales; Juglandaceae
Exons: 6
Coding region: 293-766 (157 amino acids)
Source: RefSeq, a predicted model, not a curated record